Molecule: messenger RNA, 1278 nt
Organism: Glycine soja
Lineage: Eukaryota; Viridiplantae; Streptophyta; Magnoliopsida; Fabales; Fabaceae
Product: protein trichome birefringence-like 42
Exons: 7
Coding region: 1-1278 (425 amino acids)
Cellular component (GO): Golgi apparatus
Molecular function (GO): O-acetyltransferase activity
Source: RefSeq, a predicted model, not a curated record
AUGGUUUCAAGGUGCGCUUUAAAUGAGAUUGCUGCUGAGUUGGACCGCAUACAAUAUUGUGGCAAUGAUCCCUCUUCUUGUGGUUGUUCUAUCAGAUCGACGCACGGUCUUCCCUGUGCAUGUGAGUUGUCUAGCUAUGCUGUUUCCAGCAUCCCUCUGGAAUCGGUCCAUAUGUUUUGGAGGAGACUUCAUUUUUCCCAAGUUGGCGUGGACAAGUGGAUGGAUAUAACAGACAUGAGAUAUGUCAUUGCAUCUAGGUUAUGUGCUCUGGCCUUUGCUGUUCUGUGGUUAGUGGCAUCUCCACUGUACCAUGUGCAAGGCAAUGGUUGUGACUUUUCUCUGGGAAACUGGGUUGUUGAUGACUCCUACUACCCUCUCUAUGAUGCCUCAAGAGAUUGCCCCUUCAUAGGGCAGGGAUUCAAUUGCCUUAGAAAUGGUAGAACAGAUCAGGAAUACCUCAAGUAUAGAUGGAAACCCUCUGGUUGUGAUCUUCCAAGGUUUGACGGGGUGAAUUUCUUGGAGAGAUACAGAGGGAAAAAGAUAAUGUUUGUAGGGGACUCCAUAAGCAACAACAUGUGGCAAUCACUUACUUGUUUGCUUCACAUUGCUGUCCCAGAAUCAAGUUAUGCCUUAUCAACUCCCACAAAGUAUCUCUAUGUGUUCUCAUUCCCGGAAUAUGAUGCUUCAAUAAUGUGGUUGAAAAAUGGGUUCCUAGUGGAUGUGGUUCAUGACAAAGAAAACGGAAGGAUUGUGAAACUGGACUCCAUUAGAUCUGGGCGCAUGUGGAAUGGAGUUGAUGUAUUGAUUUUCAAUACCUACCAUUGGUGGACCCACUCAGGAGAGUCUAAAACAUUUGUUCAAUUUCAAGUAGGCAAUGAAAUAAUAAAAGACAUGAAUCCCAUGGAAGCUUACAAGAUUGGGUUAACAACUUGGUCUCAAUGGAUUGAUGCCAACAUUGAUCCCUCAAAUACUACAGUUUUGUUCCAAGGAAUUGCUGCAUCCCAUUCUGGGGGUAAAGGGUGUCUCAAACAACCACAACCAGGGCAAGGACCGCAGCCACCUUAUCCUGGUGUAGAAAUUGUGAAGGGCAUUUUGAGUAGUAUGUCAUGUCCUGUAUAUUUGCUUGACAUUACUUUGAUGACACAACUGAGAAUAGAUGGACACCCUUCUAUAUACACAGGCAAAGGCACCUCUUAUGUGGACUGCAGCCACUGGUGUCUAGCUGGUGCUCCUGAUACUUGGAAUGAAAUGUUGUAUGCUGCUUUGCUUGGACUUUAA